CGUACUUCAAUUGUUGAUAGACACAAAUUUGUUUAAACGUUUAACUUAAAGCUGCGUAAAUUUAUUUGCAUAAAACUAAUUACAUAAACUCUUCAACAUGGGGCGCGCUGAAGUCGGUACACCGAAGUACCUUGCCAACAAAAUGAAGGCGAAGGGUCUGCAGAAGCUCCGCUGGUACUGCCAAAUGUGUGAGAAACAGUGCCGUGAUGAGAAUGGCUUUAAGUGUCACACAAUGAGUGAAUCACAUCAACGGCAACUCCUUCUGUUCGCCGAUUCACCAGGAAAGUUCUUGUUUAGCUUCUCUAAAGAGUUUUCUGAUGGAUAUAUGGAGCUAUUGCGGCGACGUUUCGGCACUAAACGUGUCAAUGCCAAUAAAGUGUAUCAGGAAUACAUUUCCGUAAAAGAUCAUAUUCACAUGAAUGCCACACGUUGGCUUACGCUGUCAGACUAUGUUAAAUGGUUGGGACGUACCGGUCAAGUAAUAGCCGAUGAAACAGAAAAAGGUUGGUAUGUCACCUACAUCGAUAGAAGUCCCGAAGCAAUGGAGAGACAAGCAAAAGCAGAAAAGAAAGAGAAAAUGGAGAAGGAUGAUGAAGAACGUAUGAUGGAAUUUAUUGAGAAACAAAUUGAAAAAACGAAAAGUAGAGAUGGCGCACAAGAAGAUGAAACAGAAAAAUAUACCGAGUUGCGGCGAGAAGAAGAACAGCCAUUAAAAUUAGAUAUCAGAUUGGAGAAAAAAUUCAAUCCGGACACAAAAUUAGGACCAUCUGCCUUGAUAUUGAAACGACCGAAAACAGAAAGUCGUACCGAUAACGACUCAGGGGAGGAGUCCGAUGGAAUAGAGGAGAAAGUAUUCAAAAAACCCAAAACGCCUAAGUUGGAUAAGAGGAAGGAUAGUAGUAAGGAAAACAGUAAAUCAGCAUUAUAUGAACUAAUUAAGGAAGAGGAAGCGAAAAAAGAACGUGCAAAUCGCAAAGAUUAUUGGUUGCACACAGGUAUUGUGGUAAAAUUCAUUAACAAGGCGAUGGGUGAUAAAUUCUAUAAACAAAAAGCUGUGGUACAAGAAGUGAUUGACAAAUAUCGUGCGAAAAUCAAAUUCCUGGAUACGGGUGAUAAACUGAAAGUCGAUCAGGCUCAUUUGGAAACCGUUAUACCUGCGCUAGAUAAACCAAUAUUGGUGGUAAAUGGCGCAUAUCGUGGCUGUGAAGCUCUUUUGAAAAGUUUAGAUGAACGUAAUUACUGUGUUACCAUAGAGAUUUCACGCGGUCCACUCAAAGGACGAAUUGUGGAAAAAAUACAAUAUGAAGAUAUAUCGAAAAUUUAUUGAGGG
Bactrocera latifrons is the source of this 1330-nucleotide messenger RNA. RefSeq names its product DNA/RNA-binding protein KIN17 (gene kin17). Gene Ontology annotation, biological process: DNA damage response; DNA replication. Gene Ontology annotation, molecular function: double-stranded DNA binding. The coding region runs from base 98 to 1327 and encodes 409 amino acids. The record is from RefSeq and is a predicted model, not a curated record. Gene Ontology annotation, cellular component: nucleus. The transcript is spliced from 2 exons. Lineage: Eukaryota; Metazoa; Arthropoda; Insecta; Diptera; Tephritidae.